Molecule: messenger RNA, 1819 nt
Organism: Cloeon dipterum
Lineage: Eukaryota; Metazoa; Arthropoda; Insecta; Ephemeroptera; Baetidae
Gene: STUB1
Product: STIP1 homology and U-box containing protein 1
Exons: 7
Coding region: 288-1154 (288 amino acids)
Biological process (GO): protein quality control for misfolded or incompletely synthesized proteins; proteasome-mediated ubiquitin-dependent protein catabolic process; protein polyubiquitination
Cellular component (GO): cytoplasm; Z disc
Molecular function (GO): ubiquitin protein ligase activity; protein-folding chaperone binding
Source: RefSeq, a predicted model, not a curated record
UUGGCGCUUUGAAGGCACCGUGACGUCACGGAUUCCAGCUGUGUAUACAUUUUUGUGUCAGACGUUCUCCAAUUACGCAAGAAAUCACUCGAAUGCGAUGAAACAUGAAGUUUCUUUCGACGGAUAGGUGCUACAUUUGACGUGCAAAUUCCAUAGACGACUGCCGGUGAUAUUUUUCAACGAGGCAACGCAAUUCUUGAGCUGAGCGAUCGCCGAGGCGAGCGUGUCGUGUUGCUUGCACAUUCAACCCCUUGACUGGAACCGCGUACAGCUCUGUAUAGUGCAGCAUGAGCAAAUCACACAUGUACACCACGGCAAAUCUGACGGACAAGGAGCUGAAAGACCAGGGCAACCGGCUCUUCAACCUCAAGAAAUAUGACGACGCCAUCAACUGCUACACAAAAGCCAUUAUCAAAAACCCCAACCAGGCCACGUAUUUUACUAACAGGGCCUUAUGUUACCUCAAAAUGAAGCAGUGGGACAGGGUCGCACAGGACUGCCGUCGUGCCCUGGAGAUGGACCCGAACCUUGUGAAAGGACACUUUUUCCUUGGUCAGUCUCUCCUCGAAACAGAGAACUACGACGAGGCUACCAAGCAUUUACAGAGGGCAAGCGAUUUGGCGAAGGAGCAGAAGCUCAACUUCGGCGAUGACAUCGCGGGCCAGCUCAGAAUGGCGAGAAAGAAGAGAUGGAAUCUGCAGGAAGAGAAGCGAAUUGCUCAAGAAAUCGAACUUCAGUCUUAUCUUAAUCGUCUUGUCAGGCAAGACUUUCAAACCCAACUUGAGAGUUUGCAGGCUGAAGGGUUGAUGGAGGAGCAAGCCGCAGAAAAAGCAAUGGAGCUAGAAAAUCAAUGUGAUAAUUACCUAGGAGAACUGAAUGCGAUAUUUGCGAAAAUCGACGAAAGACGGAGGAAGAGAGAAGUUCCUGAUUAUCUUUGUGGAAAGAUAAGCUUCGAGGUCCUGAGAGACCCUGUCAUAACCCCAAGCGGAAUCACAUAUGAGAGAAAAGACAUCGAAGAACACUUACAGCGGGUCGGCCACUUUGACCCUGUGACGAGGGUGAAGUUGACCCAAGAUCAACUGAUUCCAAACUUUGCGAUGAAAGAGGUAGUUGACAAUUUCCUCCAGGAGAAUGAAUGGGCACACGACUAUUAAAGACGCCGCCACAUUUUUUUUCAUCCCACUCGUCCCACUGUUAGUUUGCGUCCACAAUAAUUGUGUUUGGCUUUUACAACAGAACAAAAUUUUGCCUGGUGCCAUAGCUUGUAAAUACCUCCCUGACUAUUCAAGAACUCGCCGCCAAUUUUGAGCAGGACUUCAACUAGACAACAAGCUUACGUUGAAACUUUUCUGCACAAAUUUUGAAUACUCAGUACGAAUUAGGCGUGGAUUUAUGUACAUUAUUUUGCUAGCUGUCUGCUGUAACCCUCCCACUCUCGUCUCAAUUGAUUCAUAUUUAUAUUCUGGUACAAAGUUUUUAAAAAAUGGCACCCUUAAAUUAAUACGGUAUGGACCGCUGUAAAUGUUGGAUUAAUAUCAGAAUGUUGAUAUUUUGAAAAUAAAUCUGUUCAUUUUUCGCUUAUUGCCCUGAGAAGCGUUCGGUGUUUGGUAAAAGGAUAUCUCAAGUUUUGGUAUUCUCAGGGUAUGGCCUGUACGAUCAUCAUUUAUGGAAGAUAUAAUAUGCCACGCGAGUUAAUCCUGAACGAAGGCUGGCUGAAAAAGAGGCAUUCGUGCGUUAGGCAACUGAAGUGCUUUUAGCUUUUUAUUGUAAAUAAAUGUACAUGAUUUUAAUUACUCAUAAAAAUAAAAUUUCAACGCGA